CUAUGUUUUGACGCAGUUGAACGAAAGAAAUUUAGUAACGUUUUUUUCCCUGGAUCUGAAGGUCUCUGUUUAUCAGAGCAGGAAGUAUUUAGCUUAAAGAGUUUUAUCAUCUGCAUAAGUAAGUUAAUGACGAUCAUUUCGUUAGAUUGCCAAAUUAGCUCACAAUGUCAAGAUCGGGUUAUAUUGUAUAAAAUAUGUCCAAUGAACUUAAAAUUUCUGAGGUGGUUAUUAAAACUAGAAGAGUGGAAUGAAACCAAACUGGCCUCAGUCAUAGAGCAAGGGAGUUAACUUGUGUUUGCUGAGUUUAUGUGGUUGGAGUCAUGGCAAUCAUUUGUUAUUAUCAACAUGAUGCAUUAAGUGCUUAUAGCCAGCAGGCUUGUUUGGCGAAACUAAAAGCAUCAGUUCCGAAACUUACAGAUUUGGAGACAGAAAUCUGCUACUAUGUAUCUUGUCAGGAAAAAGAAUUUUCUCUGAAAGAUGAAGAGAAACUGACUUGGAUUCUAAGUAAACCAUUUUGUCAAAAAAGUCUGAAGAAAACAUCUUUUUUUGGAGAACAUGCAGAGAAUUGUCUUUUUGUGGAAAUUGGACCCAGGUUAAACUUUUCUACACCCUUUUCAACAAAUGCUGUUUCUAUUUGUCGAUCUGUUGGCCUUCAAAAUAUUGAUCGGAUUGAGGUGUCCGUGGCAUAUUUGCUGAAAGCCAACUCUAAUGAAACAUUUUCUAAAGAAGAGGAAGAAAAACUGGUUGCAUUGCUUCAUGACAAAAUGACACAGUGUCGAUACCUGAAACCAUUGGAAACAUUUGAACUAAAAGUUAAAACUGAAGCUGUGUAUGAAAUUGAUGUUCUUAAAGAGGGUCAGAAAGCCUUAGAAAAAGCUAAUGCAGAUCUUGCCUGUGAACAUAGUCGGCAUUGGUUCUUCAAAGGGAUCAUGAUAUUGGAUGGAGAAAUUCAAACUAAAUCUUUGUUUCGUAUGGUUAUGGACACCCAAGAUUUCAGCAACAACAAUAGUGUCAUUAAAUUCAGUGACAAUAGCAGUGCUAUUGAUGGUUUUGAAGUAAGUGUCUUGUUACCUGAAGACAGUUCCAAAGCUAGUCCUUUUGUGGUAAAAGAAAAACAGAAGAGACAUAUUAUUUUUACUGCAGAGACUCAUAAUUUCCCUACAGGAGUUGCUCCUUUUCCUGGGGCCACUACAGGUACUGGUGGUAGAAUUCGAGAUGUUCAUUGUACUGGACGAGGUGCACAUGUUGUAGCAGGCACAGCUGGUUACAGUUUUGGAAAUCUUAAUAUACCUGGUUAUGUUCAGCCAUGGGAAGAAGAAAAAAAAUUUGAUGGUCCUGUAAAGUUUGCUUCUGCUGUGGAUGUUGCUAUUGAAGCAAGUAAUGGUGCCUCAGACUAUGGCAACAAAUUUGGAGAACCAGUUCUUGCUGGUUUUGCUCGUUCUUUCGGUCUUUGCUUACCAAAUGGAGAAUGGAAAGAGUAUGUAAAACCAAUAAUGUUUAGUGCUGGAAUUGGAAUGCUGGAAGAUAUGCAUAUAAAAAAACAAGUUGCAGAAGAAGGGAUGGAAGUGGUAAAAAUUGGUGGCCCUGUUUAUCGUAUCGGUGUUGGGGGUGGUGCAGCAUCUUCUGUUGAAGUUCAAGGUGACAACAAAUCUGAUUUGGAUUUUAAUGCUGUUCAAAGAGGAGAUGCUGAAAUGGAACAGAAGUUGAACCGAUUAAUACGUUCAUGUAUAGAAUUGAAGGAAGGGAACCCAAUCCUCAGUAUUCAUGACCAAGGAGCUGGUGGAAAUGGAAAUGUAUUGAAAGAAUUAGUUGAACCAGCUGGUGCCGAAAUCUUUGCUGAUAAUUUCAUUUUGGCUGACCCCACCAUCAGUGCUUUGGAACUUUGGGGAGCUGAAUAUCAAGAGUCCAAUGCUUUAUUAUUAAUGCCAAAGGAUCAUCAGCUCCUAGAAAAAAUAAGUCAACGGGAACGAUGUCCUGUCAGUUUUGUUGGCAGAGUCACUGGAGAUGGAAAGAUCAAGUUAAAUGGCUUUUCUAGUACUUCAGAUGGUUGUUCAGAUCCCAAACGUUUUAAAGAUAUUUUACCAGUAAAUCUAGAUUUAAAACACGUUCUUGGUUCUAUGCCACAAAAGAAUUUCAAGCUUGAUCACCUUACGUUGGACCUAAAGCCACUGUCAAUUCCUGUUGAAUUAACAUUGAGAGAGUCCUUGGAGAGGGUUUUACGACUCCCAGCCGUUGCAAGCAAACGAUAUCUCACAAACAAGGUGGAUCGGUCAGUGACUGGCCUGGUUGCUCAACAACAAUGUGUAGGCUAUUUACACACACCCCUCUCUGAUGUUGCAGUCACAGCUCUUUCUUAUUUUGAUACGGUUGGUUCAGCAACUGCAAUUGGUGAACAACCAAUCAAAGGCCUUGUUAAUCCAUGCUGCGGAGCUCGAAUGUCUGUUGGUGAAUCAUUGACCAAUUUGAUAUUUGCUUCUGUUACUGCUCUUAAGGAUGUUAAGUGUAGUAGUAACUGGAUGUGGGCUGCAAAGUUGGCAGGAGAAGGUGCUGCUCUCUAUGAUGCCUGCAAAUCAAUGUGUGACAUUAUGAAGCAGCUUGGUAUUGCAGUUGAUGGUGGAAAAGACUCACUCAGCAUGGCUGCUAGAGUUGGUUCACAAACUAUAAAAGCUCCAGGGACAUUGGUUGUGUCUACAUACGUUGGCUGUCCUGACAUUAGAUUGAGUUUAACCCCUGAUUUGAAGUGUUCUCAAGGAAGAGGAAUUUUACUCCAUGUUGAUCCUAGCUGUGGUCAACACAGAAUUGGUGGAUCAGCCCUAGCACAGUGCUUUAAACAACUGGGCAAGGAUGUUCCUGAUCUUGAAAGACCAGAUAUAUUCAAAUCAAUGUUUGAUGUAACUCAACAAUGUAUAUCAGAUAAAUUAAUUUCCUCUGGGCAUGAUAUUAGUGAUGGUGGUUUAAUUACAUGUGCCUUGGAGAUGGCUUUUGCUGGUAACUGUAGCAUGCACCUUCAUUUUGAAAAUACUGCAAAUGAUCCUCCUCUUGAGUUGCUGUUUGCUGAGGAACUUGGGCUAAUUUUAGAAUUGAGAGACGAUAACCAGCAAAUGGUAAUAUCUCGAUACAAAGAAGCUGGAGUGCCUUGUUCUAUUAUUGGUUACUGUUCUGAGGAAAAUGUGCCUCAGGUGACAGUUUCUGUAUCAAACCAAGAAUUAUUGAACAUGAAAUUAGCUGAUCUGCGUGACAUCUGGGAGGAGACAAGUUACCAGCUUGAAAAAAGACAGACUACUAUUGCCUGUACUGAGGCUGAAAGAAAAAGUUUCAGAUUGAGAAAGGAACCACCAUACACCUUUAAUUAUGAUCUUAGUCAACUGUACAAUCCUCACUCAUUUAUUUUACCACAGCAUAGUCCCAGUAUUGCAAUCAUUCGGGAAGAAGGAAGUAAUGGAGAUCGUGAAAUGGCAGCAGCGUUCCAUUAUGUUGGUUUUCAAACUUGGGAUGUCAACAUGCAAGAUUUGUGUUCUGGCAAUAUAACACUGGAUCAAUUCCGUGGCAUAGCUUUUGCUGGAGGUUUCAGUUAUGCAGAUGUGUGUGGCUCAGCCAAAGGCUGGGCAGCAACUGCCAUGUUCAAUAAAAAUGUGAAAGAAGAAUUCAAGAAAUUCUUUGAUCGAGAUGAUACUUUUAGUUUUGGAGUGUGUAAUGGUUGUCAACUCAUGUCUCUUCUAGGCUGGGUUGCUCCUUACCAAGACGACUCUAUCACUACAGUUCUCCCAUUAGAUCAUAGUGUAACAUCUGGAGGGCUGUUUUUGGAUGCAAACGAUUCUGAGAGAUUUGAAUCACGUUUUGUGACUGCAAAGGUGUCAGAAAGCCCUGCAAUUAUGUUUGAAGGAAUGGCUGGAACAGUUUUUGGAAUAUGGGUUUCACAUGGUGAAGGUAAGAUGCAAUUUAAAUCAGACUCUCUAUACAGAAAUCUGAAAGACAAACAUUUAAUCCCUCUUCACUAUGUUAAUGAUGAUGGGAUACCAACAUCAGAAUAUCCAUUCAAUCCCAAUGGCUCACCAGAUGGAGUUGCUGCUGUCUGCUCAGAAAAUGGCCGCCAUGUAGCUAUUAUGCCUCACCCAGAACGGUGCUUUCUGGCAUGGCAAUGUCCUUGGUUGCCACUAAAUAUGUGUGAUGAUCUCCAAGUUACACCAUGGUUGAAAUUAUUUGCCAAUGCUUAUAACUGGUGUAAGACAAUUCAAUAAAAAAAAAUUUUUAAAUACCAUUUUAUAAAAUUUUUCCUAUCUAUAAAUUUCAGCUCUGAAAUUUGGUUAAAAAAUUUUCAACUCUAAUUUUUAUAAUAAUUCUUUUGAUAUGAAAUAAAGCAAUAAUACUUUACUUUGA
This is a messenger RNA of Octopus bimaculoides (California two-spot octopus), 4377 nucleotides long. RefSeq names its product phosphoribosylformylglycinamidine synthase. Gene Ontology annotation, molecular function: phosphoribosylformylglycinamidine synthase activity. Gene Ontology annotation, cellular component: cytoplasm. Gene Ontology annotation, biological process: 'de novo' IMP biosynthetic process. NCBI's taxonomy places the organism in Eukaryota, Metazoa, Mollusca, Cephalopoda, Octopoda, Octopodidae. The record is from RefSeq and is a predicted model, not a curated record.